Molecule: messenger RNA, 5635 nt
Organism: Trichoderma virens Gv29-8
Lineage: Eukaryota; Fungi; Ascomycota; Sordariomycetes; Hypocreales; Hypocreaceae
Exons: 4
Coding region: 182-5635 (1817 amino acids)
Biological process (GO): mitotic spindle organization; microtubule-based movement
Molecular function (GO): ATP binding; microtubule binding; microtubule motor activity
Source: RefSeq, a predicted model, not a curated record
AGCGCUGCUCGUGUUCGCGCCUGGGUCAUAAACCUGCUGUCGCUUGUGCGCGUUUGCGCCGGCUUGUGCGCGCCGUUGAGUCGACACGGGCCCCUACCUGAGUGCUCCGUACGAGUGCCUGUAUUCUGGAGCUUCGCUGCCUCGGUGACAUCUGGCUCCGCUUCGCUUCGCAUCUUCCGCCAUGGCCACUUCUCCGCCGGACUCGCCAUCGCCAGCGCAUAAGCUUCAGCGUCCCCUGAGCGCGAUUGCUACUCGUCCUCAACCAAGGAGCACCAGUCGGUUGAGUAUGAACAGCAAGCAAGGCGGCGAGAGCAGAGCCUCUGAUGAGGACAAUCGGACGGCUGUCCGUGUCGCCGUCAGAGUGCGACCGGCGUUGAAUCCGGAAGAUCCAGGAUAUGAUUUGAUCCCACAGCGCUUCCAGCGCCCUAUGGUGCACGUCACAUCCAACACGAGCCUGUCCAUCGAUUCUCCUCAAGGCCGCAAACUCUUCGUCUUCGAUCGCGUCUUCGGCCCGGAUGUUAUGCAGGAUGGCAUCUGGGAGUACCUGACCGACAGCAUCAACGCCUUUACCCAAGGAUACAAUGUCUCCCUCCUCGCCUACGGCCAGUCCGGUGCUGGCAAAUCAUACACCAUGGGCACAGCAAGUGCACAGCAGAAUCCGGACGAUAUUGGUGUUAUUCCUCGAGCAGCCGCUGCUCUGUUUGAGAAACUAGAUGUACAAAGGGGAGGAGUAAAUAAUGGCACAAUGAAAAGCGCCAGCAGCUUCAGAUCCCCCCGAGGGUAUGGCCAACAGAACAAUCUGGGCGAUAGGAACUGGGCCUUGACAGCUACCUAUGUCGAAAUUUACAACGAGACACUCCGAGAUCUUCUGGUUGCUGACUCCACGCCAUUAAACGACCGAACUUCAGUUGCCAUCCGAGAAGAUGUUAAGGGCAACAUCAUUCUCACAGGCCUGCACCAGGUCGACAUUACCUGCGUCGACGACCUUCUCAACGCCCUCGCAUUUGGUUCUUCCAUUCGCCAGACCGAUGCCACUGCCAUCAAUGCCAAAUCGUCCCGCUCCCACGCCGUCUUCUCCCUCAACUUGGUCCAGCGCAAGAGCAAGUUUUCAAAUUCUGACAAGCGCCACUCCAUGCCGCUGGAAGCCAUGAGUGGCCAAGAUAUAUCCGUGACGACUGAUAGCAAGCUGCACUUUGUCGAUUUGGCCGGUAGUGAAAGACUGAAGAACACGGGUGCUCAGGGCGAGCGUGCAAAGGAAGGAAUAUCCAUCAAUGCCGGGUUGGCUGCCCUGGGAAAAGUCAUUAGCCAACUUUCGUCGCGGAACUCGGGCGCCCACGUCUCUUAUCGCGAUUCCAAACUCACGCGACUCUUACAGGACUCUCUUGGUGGCAACGCAAUUACAUACAUGAUUGCAUGUGUUACGCCGCCGGAAUUCCAUCUGAGCGAGACACUCAACACCGUUCAAUAUGCUCAGCGCGCUCGUGCCAUCCAGUCCAAGCCCCGAAUCCAGCAGGUUGAAGAAGGAGAUAAGAAUGCCAUCAUCGAGCGGCUGAAAGCCGAGGUGGCCUUUUUGCGUGAACAAAUUCGCAGCGCCAACGGCCAAGGCGAUCUCCCUCCGCGCAGCGCCAACAGGUCUAGCGAACGAUCGGAGAGACAAAAUGAACGUGAAGCCGAGCUUCAGAACCAGCUGCUUGAUCUCCAAGAAAAUUAUGGCACCCUGAACAAUCGCCAUGCUCGCCUGAUUGCAGAAAUGGCAAAGGCCCGAGAAAGCGAGUUCCAGCACCAUCUCCAGCUGGACGAGCUCCAGGGUGAAAAUGCUACCGAUCGGCUGAACCGCUCAAACUCAUUUGCUCAAUCUGUCGAACAGGUUGUUCUCGAAUACGAAAAAACCAUCCAGACGCUCGAACAGUCCUUGUCGAAAACACGAACCACCUUGUCUAACACAGAAACAAACCUACUCGAGAAGGAAACCAAGUGUGCCUAUGUUGAAACUAUCAACACCCAGCUGCAGUCUCGUAUUCAGAAGCUCAUGGACCGUGAGGCCAGCACUGAGAGCUAUCUCCACGACUUGGAGGCUAAGCUGGAUGGCCACACCAGCGGCGAGGAGAAGAACUCGGCCAUUAUUGUCGAGUUGCGCAAGGAGAUUUCCCGCAUACGUGAGAACGAAUCUGCGUCCGAAGAUUAUAUUUCAACACUGGAAGAGCGACUCGCCGAGGCAGACCAGGACGCCGAGCUUAUGCAGCGAGAGAUUGAGCGUCUUGAGCAAGUGAUCGAGAGACAACGGAGUCUUGGCAAGCUGGAUGCUUUGCUUCACGAGCUUGACCACGUGGACGAGUCCAAAUUGCGUGACUCGGAAGAUGACACAAAGGAGUCGUCUACAGAUGGUCAUGACCACCAAACUACCCAAAACAACGACCAGGACACUGAAACCGAAGAAGCAAAAGCGAAGCUUGCCCCUGUUGUGGAAAACGACGAAGACGCUGUCAAUGCGGAUGAGCCUGUGCCAAGGAUUUCUGAGGAUCAACCUGUUGACGACGUAGCUAAAAACCAGGCUUUUGCACAGUCCAAGUUUGUGGCGGAUAAGCUCGAGUUGGUGACCCGGGAGCUCUUCGACCUUCGAACUGAACACGAAACCACAGUUCAUGACUAUGGUAGACUUCAUGCCAAGUACGAGGAGGCGAUGCGAAAGCUGUCAGAACUUCAGGAUACAAUUGACGAAGCUCGCUACCCUGAUCGUCUCCGCCAUUCCAUCAUUUCCGUUGACGCAGCAACCGAGACUCGCCCUGAGUCUUUCCAGUCUGUUCAGACGAGCUACGCCAAGGAUGACUUGCGGUCUUCGGCCCACCGAUCGCUCUCCUCCGAACUUUCGUCAGUUAUGGACUCGCCCAUCACGGCUGAUACGACGCAUCUCGACCUGGAGUCUGAAGACGAUACGGCUACCGCUAAGCCGGCAGCGUCGGUUGAGGAUCUGACCAGGGAGCUCGCGGAACAUGUUGAGCUGCAUGAGCAACAUGAACAACAUGAGCAGAUCAAGCUGAAGGAGCAGACUGAACAUGUCGAGCAGGUCGAGCAGGUCGAGCAAGUCCAGCAGGUCGAGCAGAAGGAGCCCACUGAGCAUGUUGAGCCAAUUGAACAUGUUGUCGAACCUGAGCAUGUAGAACAGUUUGAGCUGAAGGAGCCAGUCGAGCUUAAGGAGCAUGUUGAGCAUGUUGAGCAGAUUCAAGACACUCAGCAGUUUGAAUUCGUUGUUCAGCAGGAUGAUGUCGAAUACCAGGAGCCGGCCGAGCAACCUGAUCAGGCUGACCGUAGCGAACAAAAUGAACAGCUCGCUUUGGAGAUUGAGAGACUUAGAGUCUUGGCUGAAGAAAAAGAAAAAGCCGAAAGGGAAUUGGCCAUGAAAUACGCCCAACUUGAACUCAAGCACAACGAGACUUUGGAUAUGGUUGAAGAGCUCAAGACCGAAGUCACCAAAGCCCGAACUGUUGACAGCGGCCCCCGCGUAAUCCGCCGAAAGUCAAGCCAGAAUCUUCUUGGUGUGGAUCGUGCUCAGCGAUCAUUCGUCUCUUUGAGAAAUCUUGCUGCCGAGAACUUUGAAGGAAAGCCCGAGACAAUGCAAUCAUUCGAACUCAACCUCAACUCAGCCAUGCACGAGCUUCAAUCUCGGAGUGAGCGAAUCCAAGAGCUAGAGUCUGAUAUUGCUGCGGCCAAGAAGGAGAUGGAGAGCAAAAUGGCCAUCAUUUCGGGCCUGGCGCGUGAGCGCUCUAGCUUGAAAGCUUCGCCCGUCGACAUGUCGAUGGUCGCAACUCUACGAGGCCAACUUGAACAGAGCGAGAGGCAACUGUAUGAUCUUCGCGAGGCGCAUGCCGUGCGUGAGCGAGAGCUGACGAGCGAAGUCGAGGUCCUCCGCAAAUCCGUGGUAUCUACUCCUACUAGAGAGUUCAUGCCAAGCGAUGAGGAGGAGGCGGACAUACCGUACAAUGAAAGAGUGUCUACGUUGCAGGCAGAGCUGGCUGGCUGGGAGAGUAAGCACCACACUGCUCUGGUAUCUAUGCGAAGCACCGAGAUGGAGAUGCAGUCGACUAUCCAACAGCUAGAGGCCCAGCUUGAGGCUGCCAACACCCAGCUGGUCGAAUCUGAAUCCCGAGCAGCAGCCGAAAAGGAUGCUGGUGAGGCCAAGAAGGAAGUUGCUAAGCAGCAAGAGCUUAUUGAGUUCCUGCGCGGAGAAAUUGACGAGUACAAGGCCGUUAUCAGCAGCAACGCCGCCAAGGUGGCAGAGCUUGAGGCUCUCCAUCUCUCCGCUCGCGCGGCAAUGGAUGACAUGUCUAAGAUCCACAGCUCUGUCACGGCUGAGACAACCGCUCGUCACCAAGAGCUUUCCGCCAAGCUUGAGGAGCUGAUUGCCAGCCACGAAGAUGCCACAAAAGCCCACCAAGAGGAGAUGGAUAUGCUCAGGCAGACCCAUGCCCGAGAACUUGCUGAUCUGAGGAACCACGAACAGACCGGUUAUGAGAAGCAGGUGGAAGUGCUCAUGACUGAGCAUUCAGAGGCAAUUUUCAAGUUGGAAUCCGAGCUUGCUCAGUCCAGGGAUGAAUUGACAAGAGUUGCGACUCAGAUCGCCGCCGUCUUUGGCGCAGAGAUGCCACUAGAGAAGUUGGGCGAGCGGAUUGAGGCUCUCGUUGCUGGCCAAAAUGCCCUUGAAUUAGAGCGCAAGAAGAUGGGAGAGCUGACGUCCCAUGUAACGGAGCUAUCAAACAUCAACGAUUCGCUCGUCCGCGAUCUUGAAGGAGUGAAGACGGUUAUUGCAAGCAUGCUUCCCGGCAACACAGAAGCCAAGGUUGGUCCCCUAGUAGACCAGCUCGCCGCGGUCAAGGCCAAGGUGGAGGAUCUUGAUGGCCGUAACAAGAAGAACUCUCGUCUCAUCGAAGAGCUGGAAGAACAGCUGCAGCACAAUUUUGAUGAGGUUCAGGUAACAAAUAACCGCUUGAGUUCGCUGCAGUCGGAGCGUAACGCUCAGCUUGACGAGGCACUGGCCUCUCGAAUCAAGCUCCAAUCCGAGCUUGAAACAGUGCGCGAGGAAUAUGCUGCUCUCCAGGUCAAGUACAACGAACUGGCCAAUGGAGAUGUCAAGCGAUCAAACUCCAAUUCGACAAUCCGUAAGAGCUCCUCACACAACUCUCUACCAUCGCCACCUCCUUCCGUUCCUCUGCCACCUCUGCCCAACGGUGCGCCCAGCUCUCCUACUUCGACACGCCCUCCCAGCAAGGACAACUUCAACAUUUCUCAAGUCACCGAGGAUCAAGAAGCACGCAUUCGUGCUAUUGAGAAGCACCUCGCUGCUGAGCGCCAACUUACGCAGACGCUAGAAGAAGCGCUGGGCGAUCUGGAGAAGCAAUCCAAGAAGGUCAAAACAGACUGCGAUGCUUGGAAGAAGCGUGCCCAGGAGCUUGAAGCAGAAGUUAAGGAGCUGAAGGAGAAGUCGGUCGACCAGUCACAGGACAACCGAUAUAGUAUGCAAGCGGUAGAAGAGGAACGCAAGAAGAGACAGGCGGCAGAGGCAGCUCGGAAGCAGCUCGAGGAGAGAAUGCAGGCCAUCAGCAAGAGCAAGAAGAAGAAGGGCAGCCUGAACUGCUUCUAA